This is a messenger RNA of Trichomycterus rosablanca, 2774 nucleotides long. It is a transcript of the gene exoc6b, whose product is annotated as exocyst complex component 6B. The record is from RefSeq and is a predicted model, not a curated record. The coding region runs from base 12 to 2420 and encodes 802 amino acids. The transcript has 22 exons. Gene Ontology annotation, cellular component: exocyst; membrane. Gene Ontology annotation, biological process: intracellular protein transport; exocytosis; Golgi to plasma membrane transport. Lineage: Eukaryota; Metazoa; Chordata; Actinopteri; Siluriformes; Trichomycteridae.
CGCAGUGAAAGAUGGCGAGCGCUGAGACGGUAGCAGAGCAUGAGCGGAUUUUGCGGGAGAUUGAGAGCACAGACAGUAACUGUAUCGGUCCCACACUGCGAUCGGUGUACGAUGGACAAGAACAUGGGCUCUUCAUGCAGAAACUGGAGGGGCGCAUUCGCAAUCACGAUCGUGAGAUCGAGAAGAUGUGCAACCAUCACUUCCAGGGCUUCGUGGACUCCAUCACAGAGCUGCUUAAAGUUCGUGGAGAGGCCCAGAAACUCAAGAGUCAGGUGACUGAAACCAAUCGUAAACUACAGACCGAUGGCAAGAAGCUCCUGACAUCAAUGGAUGAAUUAAGAAGUUGCCGUUUGCAGCAGAGGAACAUCGCCACCACUAUCGACAAACUCACUCACUGUCUGCCAGUGCUUGAAAUGUACAGCAGACUACAGGAGCAGAUGAGGGCUAAAAGAUACUACCCGGCCUUAUGCACAUUGGAGCAGUUGGAGCAGAGCUGCUUGCCGAAGGCAGGACAGUACCGUUUCUGUGCCAUCAUGGCAGAGAACAUUCCGGUCCUUCGCACGCACAUCAGGGACGUCUCCAUGUCUGACCUUAAAGAUUUUCUGGAGAGCAUACGCAAGCACUCGGACAAGAUCGGAGAGACGGCUAUAAAACAGGCACAGGUACGAAGCUCUCGACACAGUGCAGUCACACGGCAGCAGCGAGCAGGCAACGGGUGGCGACUGCGUAAAGAGCUGGGGUCUGCUACAGAAGUGGAUAGGACUGGUGGAGCCCCUCUUUCAGAAGAGAAUUCUGGAAUACUAGACGUAGAGGAUGAGGAGAACGAAGAGGUGCCGGGUGCUCAGGAACUAGUGGACUUUUCACCUGUGUACCGCUGUCUGCACAUCUACAGUGUACUGUGUGACCGAGACACGUUUGAGAACUACUACAGGAAGCAGAGGAGGAAACAAGCUCGACUAGUGUUGCAGCCACAUUCUAACAUGCAUGAAACUCUAGAAGGAUACAGACGGUACUUUAAUCAAAUUGUAGGAUUUUUCGUAGUGGAGGACCACAUCCUGCAUACGACACAGGGACUUGUGAACAGAGCUUAUGUGGAGGAGUUAUGGGAACUGGCUCUGUCAAAGACCAUUGCAGCACUACGUACCCAUUCAUCAUACAGCACUGAUCCUGACCUGAUCCUGGAUCUGAAGAGUCUGAUAGUGCUGUUUGCAGACACGCUACAGGGCUAUGGGUUUCCAGUGAACCAGUUGUUUGACAUGGUGCUUGAGAUGAGAGAUCAGUAUGGAGAGAUUCUCCUAAAAAAGUGGAAUCAGUCCUUUAGGCAAAAUAUUGAUCAGGACAAUUACAGUCCUAUCCCUGCAGCCACAGAAGACGAAUACAAGCAAAUUUUAAACCAGUUUCCUUUCCAAGACCCGGAACUAGAAAAGAUGCCUUUGCCGAAGAAGUUCCCAUUCUCGGGAUUUGUACCCAAAGUCUAUACGCAGAUCAAAGAGUUUAUUUACGCCUGUCUUAAAUACUCAGAGGACCUGCAUCUUAGUUCUACAGAAAUCGACGACAUGAUCCGCAAGUCUACCAACCUGCUGCUCACACGCACCCUCAGUCACUGUCUACAGUAUGCCAUCAAGAAGAAGAAUGUCGGGUUGGCUGAGUUGGUUCAGAUCAUUGUAAACACAACUCACCUGGAGAUGUCCUGUCACUGCCUGGAAGAGUUCAUCUCCAACAUCACCAACGUGCCUCCACUUACAGCUAACACCACCAAACUCUACGGCACCUCCACCUUCAAGGAUGCGAGGCAUGCAGCAGAGGAGGAGAUCUACACUAACCUAAACCUGAAGAUUGAUCAGUUUCUACAGCUGGCUGAUUAUGAUUGGAUGGCAGCACAAGGAGGCAGUCAGGCCAGUGACUACCUGAGUGACCUCAUUGCCUUUCUCUGCAGCACCUUCGCUGUGUUCACACAUCUGCCUGGAAAAGUGGCUCAGACAGCAUGUAUGUCUGCUUGUAAACACUUGUCCACUUCCAUGCUACAGCUAUUGCUUGAGGCUGAUGUCAGACAGGUAUCCAUGGGGGCACUCCAGCAGUUUAACGUGGAUGUCAAAGAGUGUGAAAGGUUUGCCAGGGCCGGCCCGGUGCCUGGCUUCCAGGGGGACACUCUGCUGCUCGCCUUCAUCGACUUGAGACAACUGUUAGAUCUUUUUACUCAAUGGGACUGGUCUACGUACCUCGCCGACUAUGGACGUCCCACCUGCAAGUACCUGAGGGUUAAUCCGCAUACUGCUCUUGCCCUUCUGGAAAAGAUGAAAGACACUAGUCGGAAAAACAACAUGUUUGCUCAGUUCCGCAAGAAUGAACGGGACAAGCAGAAGCUCAUCGACACCGUCAUCAAACAGUUAAAGAACCUCAUCUCUACCCACCAGUCCUGAGUUUACUGGUUACUUUGUUUGCCGAGUCCACUGUGGAAUUCUUGCUUGGUCUCCACGUCUGACAGCACCUACGACGCAAAAUACUGUCACACUACUGUGUACAAGAACAAAACAAGAACAGAUUCAUACAAGAUUGUGUGUGGAUACAGUGAGUCAAAACAGUGUGCACCUCGCCAACUGGCAUGUAUCGCUGAUUUUACUAUACAUUGUCCAUGCCUUGAGAUAUCUUCCCAUCAACAGUGUCAGCGAAACCUGGAGCUGCUCUCAUUAUACUCGUCUUCCUACAUUACUAAGCACAAUUUUUGGUUUACCCAAGUGUUUUUUUUUUUUUUUAACUAUGCAGGCUUGAUAUUC